AUGGAGUCCUUUCUACCCCGCGGCGGCUUCCAGCUGCCUUUCCAACGUCGACUUAGUAGGCUAUACAAUGACACCAAAAAGUCAUCCGACUUCGUCAAGGAAUCGGCCCCGAGUCCUGAUGACCCCGAUAUCAAAGCUCUGCAUCGCAAGCUGCGAAUACAAAAGGACCGCUUGGUAAGCUGGGGCUUAGAAUGGUCCGAUCCGAACCAGGCUGCAGAGAUUGACGAAUCACUAUCUAAAGCGGGCCUGAGUGAUCUCGUAGGUAGUAUAAUGGCUACUAUCAAAGAUAUACUUGCGGAAGCCGAACCUCUGUGGCUUGCUUCGAGACAGGCUGUUGGAAGCGAGAAGAAGUCGGAAAAGGGGAUAGGUGACCGAAAGACUCCUUUAGUAGUUUGGGAUAAGAAGAGGUUCGAGGACCUCGUCAAGGAUUUAACCGCAUCUAUCGAUACACUCUGUGAUCUUUCUCGAACGCGAUCUUCUGCGGCUGUAUCGCGGGUUGCAGGUCAAUUUAAACCUAUCGCUUCGACCGAAGACCUACGGCCUUACAGUUCUACGAGGAUUCGAACACCUCAACAAAUUGAUCUGCAAGCUCUCACAAAUUUAAGAUCGAUGCAACCUGCAUCCGUCUCGGAGACGGAGAUGACACGAGAUCGACCUCAAGAGAUAUUUUUUAUGGGCAGGCAGGCCCACGGGGAACCGAGUCAUCGGCAGGGACCGCAGCCUUGGUCUCCCCUCCUCGUUGAAUAUGCACCAUUCGAUCCGAUAUACUCGGCCACCGGUAUCAUGCCCGACAUGUCUCGGUUUGAGAAGCUAAGUGCCGGCCUCCAGACGGAUUCUCAAAGGUCUCCUGGUUCGUGGAUCGGUCUUCCUCUCCUUUUAGGAUAUCAUGAGGAUAUGAGACAAUCUAGGUUGGCACUGAUCUAUCAGUUUCCACCUGGUUUCAAUCCGGUGACUUUCGAAAACUUUACCCAGAAUCCUCUCGAUAACUUGUGUACGCUGAAGGAGCUUCUAAACCGACCGGAUUUCGAACCGAUGUUGGAAGCCAAGUUCCGCCUUGCCCAUAAUUUGGUCAAUACGGUAUUUGAUAUGCACGCGAGGGGAAUUACCCACGGAAAUCUUAGCGCGUCUGCCAUAUCUUUCUGCAAUACUACCGGAAACGAUCCUGAUUUACCUAUGGGCGAGGUAGAUGUCAGGAGACCUCUAGUAUCCUCUUUUGAUAUAUUUCCCGAGGAAGAUGCACGUAAUUCGCCCCCCUCUACCUUUUUAUUACAUCGUCAUCCGCUCGAUCCCCGAACAACCACUCAAUCACCCCUUUCUUCAAAGAGCGAUACUAGGACAUUAGACCUAUACUCGCUAGCCAUGAUGCUUGUAUCUAUCGGCCUCUGGACUCAACUCGAGAAUCUCGUUCCGGACCAAGCGUCGCCUAGCAUAUCAGAGUCCGUUCUGAGACAACUGGCGAUACGUUGCGGCACGCCGUAUAUGAAAGCUGUCCAGGCAUGUUGGAAUGCGGUUGACCAAGAGCUUUCUCAUCCUGGUUCUACCGAAGAGAUUUUAAGCCAAGUGCAAAUCAGAGCUAGCCGCUAUCUAGAAGCUUGUUGCAUCUUAGACGGAAUAAGUGGAUUGGAUGAACGAAUAAGCGAAGACCCUGAUAGGUUUUCGGGAAGAGAAGGAAUAGUGGCUGAGUCUUUAGCAGGGCCGUCUGUAAGCGCUCAACCGACUCACGGAUCAAGUCCCCAAGUACCAUCACAGCUGGAGCGAACAGGAAGUGAUAUCAAACAACCUCCUGAGCACGAAAAGCCUCUCGAGAGUACAUCAGACCGUCCAAAGGAUACCCGACCCAAGCUUCGACUAUAUCCUCAAGUAUCGCUAUCAAGCGAGACGAUUGAACAAUGGCAUAGCACCCUCAUGCCUCAAAUUAACCUAGCCUUACGGCACUUUUAUCGCAAAAAUCCAGAGUCUGUCGAGAUCUCAUUGGAGUCUAUUGGCGAGUCGCCCCAGAAGACCAAGCCGACGGUAUUAGUUAUCUGCACUUCAGUGAGCAAGGUCCGAGCUAUAUUGAAGAAGAAACUUGGUGUGUUUUUUGAUGGGACGACAGAAUUCGGGCUAAAAGUUUGUCGUGGAUCUAUGGCACGCUCUAGGAAAGGACCCACGAGGAGUAUGGCCAAGAGCCAGCAUUCAAUCUCUUCCGAUAGAAAUAACAACGAAAGUGAAGGUGACGAAGAUGACUCUGAAGCCGCUAACCCAGGAUAUCAAGAAAGACCGCAAAACGGCGCAAGCAUUGGCGCGUGGGUAGGCGAUAAGCAUCUCCCCCCUGUCAGUUUCGGGGGCUUAAUCAUCGUCGACGAUAAGCCAUACGGGAUGACAGUUCACCAUAUGUUAGAUGACCCAGACCCGACUGGUCAGUUGGAUCCUUCUUAUCAGACCGAGCCUAAGCGCGCCAACGCAUCUCCUCGCAGCAAUACGGCGGUAUACCAAGCAGAAGGCGAGUCAUCGGUGGAAGAUAGCAGCGACGAAUUUGCAGGAGAGUUCUCGGAUUCCGAAUCUGAAUUAUCUCUCACCGAUAUUACUAGUGACGAUGAGGAAAGCGAUGAGGAAGAAGAGUUCACCGAGCUUGGAGAUAUCCCAGGCGUAGAGCCCGGCUGCGGAGAUGGAUAUAUAGUCACACAGCCUGCCUUUGACGACGUACCGGAAGGGUUCUAUCCCUCAGAGGAUACGAUGGAUGAGGACCAUCUCGACACAUAUAGGCUUGGUGAGAUGUACGCCUCAUCUGGGAUACGUAGACGUAAUGAGAACGGGCUUGUUCACGAGAUUGAUUGGGCUCUAUUCGAUUUCCAGGAUGAGAGGCUACCCCCGGAUAAUCUCAUUCCUCGUGCUGCAUCCAGCAGUUUCCGCUCUACGACUUCAAUAGGGAACAUUCACCCAACAGAAGUUGUUCCAGCAAAGUCUCUGCCAGGGCUGGAGGUUCAAUGCAUUGCACGCACAAGCGGAUUACAAAUGGGUCAGAUUUUACCGGCUUUGACUUCUGUCAAGAUUUAUGGUCGAUCAUCUCCUAGCCAUACCUAUCAAGUAAGCGGUAGAUGCUCGACAGUCCGGGGAUACCCAAUUCCCGCUACCGAAGACCCGCCUAAAGUAUAUCCUCGGACUAGUCUACCGCUAGGUAUUCCGGGUGAUUCGGGCGCUUGGAUAGUUGAUCGACCACACGGUCGCCUCUGCGGACACGUCCUUGCGUGGAGUGGGCGUAAAAAGGUUGCUUAUAUAUGUCCUAUGGAAGUGCUCCUCCUCGACAUCGCAGAAACCUUGGAAGCGCGUGACGUACGGCUCCCAGGCGGCAAAGCCAUAAUUAACUUUGCCGGACAUGAGACAGCUGAAGUUUCCGACCUAGACGACUAUAGCGAGCGAGAUAGCAUUGCGGAGGAAGAAGAAGAAGAAGAGGAUGUCCCCCCACUACGCGAUAUCCGCAAAGCAGGGGCUGGCUCCCAAAUAGGAGGUGCCGGCGAGUUAAAAGCAUCAAAAAGGCUCUCCGCUAUCAAGCGUCAACAGCUCUACGGCCACCAUGACGAGGGCAGCAGCGCUCUAGACGCCGAUAUGGAUAAGAUGCACAUAUGA
This is a messenger RNA of Daldinia childiae, 3606 nucleotides long. RefSeq names its product putative het-s domain protein. Bases 1 to 3606 code for a protein of 1201 amino acids. The record is from RefSeq and is a predicted model, not a curated record. Lineage: Eukaryota; Fungi; Ascomycota; Sordariomycetes; Xylariales; Hypoxylaceae. The transcript has 5 exons.